AUGAGCGAUCAAGGAAUCACCACGUACAGCGUCGAAUAUCGCGAGAAGCCUGGUGCCAAAUGUGCAUCCUGUUCAAAGAGCAUUCUGGCGAAAUCGCUUGCAGCUUCAGAGAUCUUUCGCAAGAGCAAGACUGAAAAGAAAAAGUUUGCAAAGCACACCUGGUAUCACUUCAAGUGCUGGACAGUUCCUGAUAUGGUAACCAAGCUACCAAUAGAGCAAUUGCGAGGAUACCCUUCACUUGUUGAAAAGGAUCAACGACUAGUACAACAAUUGAUUGAACGUGGUGCAGGCGCCAAAUGGGAAGAUUCGAAGGAAAAGGAGGAGGACGAGGAGGAGCCCGUGGAUACCGAGAAACCAGCCAAAAAGAAAGAGAAGAAACGAAGCAAGGCUGCUGAUUUGACAUUUGGAUUGACUGGUGUGCAAGUUGCACCUGUGAAGAACGUUACCAAACUCGCAUCCAAUGCUGGCAAGAAGCGAAAAGCCGAGAGCAUAGAAAAGAAGAAGAAUGAGGCACCUAAAGAAGAGCCGUCGCUUGGCAAGAAGGAUCAACUAGAAUUAGAAAGCAUUGCAAAAGAAAUCCAAGAUGCUCUGAAAAAGUCUAAAAAGGCAAAGAAAUGA
Lichtheimia ornata is the source of this 618-nucleotide messenger RNA. RefSeq lists its product as uncharacterized. Gene Ontology annotation, molecular function: zinc ion binding; DNA binding. The coding region runs from base 1 to 618 and encodes 205 amino acids. The transcript has 3 exons. The record is from RefSeq and is a predicted model, not a curated record. NCBI's taxonomy places the organism in Eukaryota, Fungi, Mucoromycota, Mucoromycetes, Mucorales, Lichtheimiaceae.